Molecule: messenger RNA, 1444 nt
Organism: Calliphora vicina (urban bluebottle blowfly)
Lineage: Eukaryota; Metazoa; Arthropoda; Insecta; Diptera; Calliphoridae
Exons: 4
Coding region: 120-1304 (394 amino acids)
Source: RefSeq, a predicted model, not a curated record
AGUGCAAGAAGGAAAAACGAAUAAAAAAUAACUAUUUCUUUAAAAAAAAAUAUAUAAAUAUAAAAGAAAAUUAAAAACGAAAAGGACUUUACGUUAUAAUUAGUGUUAAAACAUUCGAAAUGCAUAAAAAUACUUUAUGGUUUAUAGUGGCAAUUCUUUGCAUUUAUUUCUCCUUGGUUUUAUGUGAAGAAUCUACAGCUGUACAAGCACUGGAAUCAAAGGAUUCAAAUGAUAUAGUAAGCAGAAGUGAUAUAACCGACCUGCAGGAGGAGAGCAGAACAAGGAAAAGACAUCGUCAUCAUUUGUAUUCACAUUGGGGUUUUUAUGGUUUGGCAAUUGCUUAUUUGAUUAAGAUCAAGGUGGUGGUGGUGGCUUUCUUUGUGGGCAGUGCUGUGUACUUGGGUUUCCGUUAUUUGUGGCCUCACAAAUGCGGUGGCGGUGCUAUAUACAAAGAGGGCUCUAUUGUUUUGGAUCAUCCACCAUAUAUUUCCAGGUCCUUUGCCCAUCAUGAUCAUAUACCUUAUUCAUUGGAUCAUGAUCAUUACCAUGAUCAUGAUCACUAUCAUGAUCACGAUCAUCACUUUGAUAGCAGUUCUUUUAGCAGUUCGGGACCUACUUCAUUUGAACCCUACUCUGCCUAUGCAAGCAAUUCAUUCUCUGAAUCUGAUGGUCCUCCAGAAGGCUUUUCAUCCGAUGGUCCUCCUGAAAGCUUUCCAUCCGAUGGUCCCACAUUCCGCAGCAAACGUAGUGUCCAAAAAGAUUCCCCAGAUACUAAAGAAGUAGUAAAAGAAACCUUGAAAAGUCUGGCUAGACAAAUGGUUAUUAGCGAAGAACAAAUUGGUGACUUUAUGUUUCGUUUCCUGGGCUUGGAUACCAAUGCCUGUCGUCGUCGUUUCAUUUGUGAAAUGGAGUUUAAAUCCAAGCUAAAUCCUUUAACUUCCAUGGCUUUCAGGGUGAUAGGACGCAGCUUCUUUGCCAAAUAUACCAAUGAUCAGAAUCCCAUUAGUAAAGCCAAUAACUUUUUAGAAUGUGCCGCUGUCAAUUCGAAAUGUGUGUUUAUAGAAAAUAAUGAAGAAACGGCCGAAGAACCCGAAGCUGAACCACAACAAGCAGUUGAUCAUGCAGCAGCAGAAGCUGAGGAGGUAACGAAUAAUGUGGAAAACGAAGUAACCACAGAAGAAAACAAUUCUUUGGAAGCUAACGAUAUCAUAGAAAAAGAAAAUGAAAAGAAUUUAAAAGCCGAAUUAAGAAGAAAUUCCUAUCGGAGGCGUGUUAGAGGAGAUCGUUAUUUAAAAUUAGUAUAAAAACAAUUUCAAAAGCCAUCGGGAAAACGAAAGAGAACUGGUUUCACAAACUGUAUAAAAUUAUUUAUUUAUUAAACUAAAUUAUUUAUUUAUUUUUAGUUUUAAGCUGUAAAAUAAAACUUGCCUAAUUUAUUAUUAAA